GGUGCAUAUGAGUUGACAAGGAGCGUCCAGACGUUACGCACACGGACUUAAGUUUGGAGUUUAGUUUAGCUGAACUUCCAGCGCUUCAACUCACCGAGUGGUCGAUCAUGCUCAACAAAGAAGAAAGAGAGGAAGUAAAAUAAAAAGCCGGACUGGAUGUGACUCAUAUGAAUUAUGCCUCUGACUGUAAUUUACUGAGUGGGAGCGCGCUCCUCCGGGCUGUGGUGAAUAUAUGGUUGACUCAAGAACCCAGAACAUUUGUGUUAUAAUUUGCUUCUUGGGAACUUAACUCAUAACUGUUGUGAUGGAGGGCCACAUGUUGUUUACAUGGAUGCUGUUGUGUGUACUCCUGCGGCCGUCAACUGCACAGAACCCCGCACCUGAAGGAGUUCUGAACUGCUGCGAGGGCGAUGUCCUCUUCUUACUGGAUUCUUCAGGGAGUGUGUCAUCCUAUGAGCACUCCCGCAUGCUGACCUUCCUGUCUGAGCUCCUCCUCCCCUUCUCACUGGGAGAGGACCAGGUCAGGGUAGGACUUUUGCAGGUGGGCACCCGACCUCGCCUUGAGUUUGGCUUUGAUGCACACAGCACCCAAAGUAGCCUCCAGGGGGCUUUGAGGGGCAUCAAACCUCUCAGGGGGGACACCAACACAGUGGCGGCACUGAAAAUGGCAAAGGAGUCGGUGCUGAGACCCGGAGCAGCAGAUGGGGCCCGGGCAGAGCUCCCCAGAGUGCUUGUGUGGUUGACAGAUGGGGUGAAACCGGGUGAUGUGAUUGGACCAAUGGCCGAGCUGCGAGAGGAGGGCGUGGCCGUGCUGGUGGUCUCCACUGGGCAUGGCAACUAUCAGGUGUUGAGGCAAGUGGUGACUCCGCCUGUGGAAAACCACCUGUACUUUGUGGACAUCGAUGACAUGACUAUCAUCUCAGAGGACCUGCGGGAUGCCAUCAUUGAGAUUAUCCGAGCUGAGCGAAUCAACGUCCGUGACGUCUCUACCAACUCAGCCAUGCUCCAGUGGCGACCUGUUCUGUCCGGUUUGACGGGCUACUAUGAGAUUCGCUUCCGUCCAGUCCCAACAGGGGGAGCAGGAGGUGGUGGAACAGGGGGAACUGGGACCAGUCCAAGCACUGGUGGUACUCAUUACCAGAGGCUAGUCCAGCCUGCAGACUCCAGCACUGCCAGGCUAACAGGCCUGAAGCCUGACACCACCUAUACCGCCACACUGACUGCAGAGUCCAAUGAACAAGCAUUUAACACACUCUCCGUCACCUUCACAACAAAGCCAGAGGUGCUGAGCCCCGCUGUGGUAACAGUCUCUGAGUCGGGGCCAACCAGUGUUCGGGUGAGUUGGGGUCCUCCUCAGCCGGAGGAGGUCGCAAGUUACUACAUCGAGUACUCUGCCCUGCCCAGGGGCAAGCUCCAUGCUGUCACCGUGAGCCGAACGCAAAACUCCACACUCCUCAGGGACCUCCAACCAGAUACCACUUACUUGGUCACCGUUAGUGCCCGCCACACCUCGGGCAAGGAGAGGGCCAUGUCUGUCAAAGUGUGUACUCAGGAAGUGACCCCAGCCCUGGCAGACCUCCAGCUGACCACAGUGGGUAGUGACUCGGUGCAGGUGGACUGGAAGAGCAGCGCAGGCGGUCUGAGGGGCUACUGGCUCACCUGGGAGGGACAGCAAAGCUCUGCUCCCAGCCAACGCUCCUCCUUCUAUUUGCCUCCCGACUCUCAGUCAACCCGCCUCACACACCUGCCCCCAGCAACUAGGGUGUGUGUGUCACCCAUUUACCGGACGGCGCGAGGAGAGGGACUGUGUUGCACGACACAGUUCCAUUCAGAUGCAUUAGCAUACGGCUACCAAUCAUAGCAGCCCUGAGCUGCAAGUGCACCUUACCAAACAUGGAGGGAUGAUGGCAAGAAGAAUGCUGACUUUCAUCCAUAAUUCUUUCCCGUGCCUCUCCCCCCUGUGGAUAUCAUCCAGGAGAGAUGUGUGGUUUGGCUUACUGAGCACUCAUGUGGAAGCCAUAGACAUUUAAAAGUGGUCUGGGACAAUAUGGCCACAUGUUGACUGCUACAAUCUGCAACACAGAGGACUAUUUGCUUUUUAAUUUCUCUUUCUCAUCUGGUUUACACCUGUAUUAAAUGUAUAAUGUUUCAGUUUAAAGAUGCAAGCAUAUGAUAAAGAUAUUUGGGUCUGUUUUGCAGAUACAGAGCAGGGCAUGCUGGGAAUGUUGGAUGUUUUAUGUAGCUUGUUUUGGAGAAAGGCUUUGCACCAUAUGUGGGCCUUAUGCCCAAAUCAGCUUUUUUUCACAGAGAACAUCUGAUUUACAUUUAUAAUGAAUACUUACGAGUUGUACUUAAAUGACUUCUCUUUCCGCACAUGCUUGAUAUACGUGUGUGCACACUGGAGCGCAAAGACAUGAGGUCCCUAAUAACAGGAUCUUCAGGAUUGCUUUGAACUUGAAAGAAAUUACGAACAGACCAUCCACAUGUCCCGUCACUAUGGGGAUGCAGCAUUUGAUACAAAUGUGUAUAACUGAGAGUAGCCUUGUUUUGGUCUCUGGGUAUAGAUCCGUCGUUCAUAUUUAUUAAUCAAGAAUCAUAUAAGUAUGAUAAUUAAUAGCUUACAGUAUUUACAGACAGGCUGUUUACAUAUUAAGACUGUUACCUUUUUUAAGUGAGUCUCUGCUGCCCCCUACUGAAAGGAUCCUUACAGACUUACAGAUGAUCUUUUGCUGUCAGAGCAAAUGUAUUGUUUAAUGUUUGUUGACCACUAUUGAAAUUUAACAUGAGCUUGCAAUAAAGUCAUUUAAUAAUUUUGUUUAUAACAA
Molecule: messenger RNA, 2825 nt
Organism: Epinephelus moara (kelp grouper)
Lineage: Eukaryota; Metazoa; Chordata; Actinopteri; Perciformes; Serranidae
Gene: vwa1
Product: von Willebrand factor A domain containing 1
Exons: 6
Coding region: 305-1861 (518 amino acids)
Molecular function (GO): protein binding
Source: RefSeq, a predicted model, not a curated record